This is a messenger RNA of Caenorhabditis elegans, 876 nucleotides long. RefSeq names its product VTT domain-containing protein (gene Y71A12C.2). The transcript has 6 exons. The record is from RefSeq and is marked reviewed. Bases 6 to 767 code for a protein of 253 amino acids. Lineage: Eukaryota; Metazoa; Nematoda; Chromadorea; Rhabditida; Rhabditidae. Gene Ontology annotation, cellular component: membrane.
AGAGAAUGCUGCGAAUUUGCGGCUUGCUUCUCGUUUUCUUUGGCGCCUCGUUGGUUUUGUACGCGGUUUGGAGCUACGGACCACUUCCGGAGGGUGCGCAGAGGCCUCGGUUCCCGAGGGAUUUGGAAGGGUUGCGGGAGUUGAGCUCGAGUUUGACAAAAUAUGAAGAAUCCCAUGCCGCCUACACAGUACUUCUCUUCUCAGCAGCUUACCUCUACAAGCAGACUUUUGCGAUUCCCGGAUCAUUUUUCAUGAAUCUUCUAGCUGGAGCACUUUUUGGCACAGUUCGUGGAGUUGCACUGGUUUGCAGCCUUAACGCAGUUGGAGCAUCUUUAUGCUUCUGCCUAUCGGCUCUUUUUGCAGCACCAAUUGUCGACCGGUUUUUGAAGUCAAGAAUUGAAAGUUUGCGGUGUUUGGUAAACGCCGAACGUGACCGCCUCUGGUUUUUCCUAUUGUCUGCCAGAAUCUUCCCAUUCACUCCUCAUUGGUUGCUGAACAUCUCCAGUCCAUUUUUGGAUGUACCUUUGAGAUAUCACGCCAGCUCGGUUUUUGUCGGCCUCUUCCCCUACAACCUGCUGUGUGUCCGCGCCGGUACUGUACUUGCCGAAGUGAACUCAAUGUCCGAUGUUUUCGAUGUCUGGACCCUCUCGGAGCUCUUCAGUGUCUCACUACUGCUUCUGGUGGCCACCAGAAUUGCAAAACAGAAUAGUUUGGAGAAAAAAGUUUCCGGGUACAAUGAUGAGCUGCAUGGAGUUAAAGUUUCCUAGUUUUUUGAUUUCGAUUUUUGUUUUAAUUUCAUGUUUUAAUAGUUUUAUGUGCACUUUUAUGGGUUUGAAUUUUAUUCGCGGGUUUUUCUAUGAAAUGAAUUAUUUUUCA